AUGAAGCGUCAGGCUGAAGCACAGAUCGCGAAGAAGAAGCCCAAGAUGGAUGACGACCUCGAGUAUGAACCCGAUUCAGAAGAUGAGAGGCUCACAAAUGCCGGCGUCCUCUUCCCGCACAAAUUCAACAUCGACAUUCCGUUUGCCAGGAGCGAGUGGGCGGACAUUGUGCGCACCACGCUCGAGGUGGACAAAGAACUCAAGCCCACCGUCGUGCGUCGCACGCUUGAGGCCAAAGACGGCGUACUACACGUGACCUACGAGGCGCUGGAGGUGCGGAUGUUACGAACGGUGGUGAGUUCAUUCUUCGACAUGCUCCUUCUCACCAUCGACACCAUAAAGGCCUUUGGCGAGCAGGAGCAACUCCCCGCCUGA
Messenger RNA from Acanthamoeba castellanii str. Neff, 375 nucleotides. RefSeq names its product transcription factor pcc1 protein. Gene Ontology annotation, cellular component: EKC/KEOPS complex. Lineage: Eukaryota; Discosea; Longamoebia; Acanthamoebidae. The coding region runs from base 1 to 375 and encodes 124 amino acids. The record is from RefSeq and is a predicted model, not a curated record. The transcript is spliced from 3 exons.